AUUUGUGAUCGUCGAUGACCAGGGACACAGGCGGCGGAAGACAGCAAAAUUAGCAAAAAUGCUACGUUUUCAACAGCGAAGAGGUCAUAACUGGUGUGUUCGGCGCCGAAAAUCUCCUUCCGGCUGGUAUUAUCCAUUUCCAGUGACCGCAAAAACCACCUGGAAAGUGAUUUUCGGAAUUGGAGACGCUAGAUGUGGCUUCUACUGUACAGAAAUCCCUUACUACUCUCAUAGCCGGAGUAAUCCCCGGAGAGAGUUCCGAUUUUCGGGCCGGAUCCAUUAACGGUUGCAGUUGAGAAGGCUGUCAUCGACCGGCGCCUCUCACCUCCGACUGCUGACGAUCUUGCGUUUGGAAGAAUUGUUUGGAUAAUCAUUUCCAAUUUGAUCCAAAUUGUAGGUAUGUAUGUACGUUUUGUGUUAGGAUUCACUUACAUAAUUGUUACACAAAAUCUUGACUAUUGAUCUCUGUAUUAUGAAUAAUUGAUUCAGAUUUAGCACGAUUUAAAUCUUAAUCUAAACAGAUGAAUGGUAAAGAUUUUGUGGAAAGGAUAUGUGUAACUCAUGUUUUAUUUAGGGUUCAUGGUUUUUCAUCAUCCUUUCCUCCCAUUAUAUACAAAAACCGUUUGUUUACCUUUGUUUAUUUGAGGGCGUGUUUGCCUGAGAUUUUAGUUGGGAGAAGGAGUAGGGAUGU
Molecule: messenger RNA, 691 nt
Organism: Rubroshorea leprosula
Lineage: Eukaryota; Viridiplantae; Streptophyta; Magnoliopsida; Malvales; Dipterocarpaceae
Source: the annotation of a GenBank genome assembly